This is a messenger RNA of Drosophila erecta, 501 nucleotides long. RefSeq lists its product as uncharacterized. The transcript has a single exon. The record is from RefSeq and is a predicted model, not a curated record. Bases 298 to 468 code for a protein of 56 amino acids. NCBI's taxonomy places the organism in Eukaryota, Metazoa, Arthropoda, Insecta, Diptera, Drosophilidae.
CGAUUUUGGGCGCAACGAUCUGUUGUGGCAAUGAACUUGACACUGUUUGAAGAACCAGAACCGUUUACAUUACUUCAUUUUCCCUGCCCAUCUCUUUAUCUAAGACUUCACGUUAGGUACUUUAAUUUCAAUAUAAAUUUCAAAAGGGUAAAGUUUAAAAGCUCGUAUAAAUUGAGAUUAUACACGCUUUGGUAGCCAUUAAGCGUGCUUAAAAUUUUAGAUACGCUCCACUCUAUGUGGAACAUGAACUGAGAUAAAUUUGCAAACAUUGUUGCUUGCCAGAGAUCCUUAACAAAGAUGCACUGGCUGUCGUUCCUGCUCCUCGGAGUCUCCUCCACGCUGCUGCUGGCCGAACAGUCUCCAUAUGUGUGCGAUGGAAAGGACGACCGGGUCUGUGACGAGUAUCGCUGCAUGUGCCGGAGAAAAACGUCAACAGAACCGUAUCCGCGAACAGAGUAUGAAUUUUGAAACAGAAAUAAUUAAAGGUGUUAACACUCGUUU